Molecule: messenger RNA, 2648 nt
Organism: Macaca mulatta (Rhesus monkey)
Lineage: Eukaryota; Metazoa; Chordata; Mammalia; Primates; Cercopithecidae
Source: RefSeq, a predicted model, not a curated record
AGGGGCCUGCCGCCAUGAAGAGGCUCUCAGCUGCCGCUGGCAAGGGCGUGCCGGGCCCGGAGCGCCCGAGCGCCUUCAGCGAGCUGGUCUACACCAAGAACGACUCGUACAUCAUCCACUUCGGGGAUCUCGGGAAGAUCCAUAAAGCUGCCUCCCUGGGCCAAGUCCAGAAGCUGGAGAGUAUGACAGUAACGAAGAAAACCAUCGACCUGAACAAAAGAGAUGUGAAGAAGAGGACUGCUCUACACUGGGCCUGUGUCAACGGCCAUGCGGAAGUAGUAACAUUUCUGGUAGACAGAAAGUGCCGACUUGAUGUCCUUGAUGGCGAAAACAGGACACCUCUGAUGAAGGCUCUACAAUGCCAGAGGGAGGCUUGUGCAAAUAUUCUGAUAGAUUCUGGUGCUGAUCUAAAUGUUGUAGAUAUGUAUGGCAACACAGCUCUCCAUUAUGCUGUUUAUAGUGAGAAUUUGUCAAUGGUGGCAAAACUGCUGUCCCAUGGUGCAGUCAUCGAAGUGCAAAACAAGGCUAGCCUCACACCCCUUUUACUGGCCAUAAUGAAAAGAAGUGAGCGAAUUGUGGAAUUUUUGCUGACCAAAAAUGCAAAUGCAAAUGUAGUUAAUGAGUUUAAAUGCACAGCCCUUAUGCUUGCCAUAUGUGAUGGAUCAUCAGAGAUAGUUGGCAUGCUUCUUCAGCAAAAUGUUGACAUCUUUGCUGAAGAUAUGUGUGGAAUGACUGCAGAACAUUAUGCUGCUGCUUGUGGAGUUAAUGUCAUUCAUCAACAACUUUUGAAACAUAUACGAAAAUUAUCUAAAAAUCCUCAAAAUACCAAUCCAGAAGGAACACCUGCAGGAACAACUGAUGAGGCUGCACCCUUGGCGGAAAGAACUCCUGACAUGGCUGAAAGCUUGGUGGAAAGACCACCUGAUGAGGCUGCACCCUUGGUGGAGGGAACAUCUGACAAAAUUCAAUGUCUGGGGAAAGCGACAUCUGGAAAGUUUGAACAGUCCUCAGAAGAAACACCUAGGAAAAUUAUGAGGCCUACAAAAGAAACAUCUGAGAAAUCUGAAUGGCCAGCAAAAGAAAGACCUAGGAAGAUCACAUGGGAGGAAAAAGAAACAUCUGUAAAGACUGAAUGCGUGGCAGGAGUAACACCUAAUAAAACUGAAGAUUUGGAAAAAGGAACAUCUAAGAUUAUCACAUGUCCUACAAAAGAAACAUCUAUAAAAGCGAGUACAAAUGUGGGUAUGAGUUCUGUAGAGCCUAAAAUCAGUCUUCGUGGCAAACCGACUAUUGAAAAUUCACAGUCUACAAAAGUUGAGGAAGACUUUAAUCUUGCUACCAAGGAGGGAGCAACAAAGACAGUAACUGGACAACAAAAACAUGAUAUUGGCAUUAUUGAACAAGCUCCACAAGAUCAAACAAAGCCUCCUGAGAAGCCAUCUGCCUUCAAGCCUGCCACUAAAAUGCAAAACUCUGUUCCAAAUAAAGCCUUCAAAUGGAAGAAUGAACAAACAUUGAGAAUAGCUCAGAUGUUCCAAGCAGGAUCAAAACAAAAGGACAAUGAAGAAAAUUCCUUGGAUUUUGAGAAUUUCCUUGAGAAUCUUUUACAGAAUGAUGAAUGUUUACCCAAGGCUACACAUCAAAAAGAAUUCAGUAAAAUAAGUGGAAAAUUAGAAGAGUCUUCUGAUAAAGAUGGUCUUCUGCAGCCUACUGGUGGAAUGAAAGUUUCUAUUCCAAAUAAAGCCUUAGAAUUGAAGGACAGAGAAACAGUCAAAGCAGUGGAUGUGAGUUCUGUAGAGCCUAUAUCCAGUCUUUUUGGCAAAAUGACUACUGAAAAUUCACAGUCUCCAAAAGUUGAGGAAGACUUUAAUCUUGCUACCAAGGAGGGAGCAACAAAGACAGUAACUGGACAACAAAAAUAUAUUAUUGGCAUUAUUGAACAAGCUCCACAAGAUCAAACAAAUAAGAUGCCCAUAUCUGAAUUAGGACAAAAAGAAGAUACAAAAUCAACUUCAGUUCCUGAGAUUAUCUCUGUGAAUGAUACACAGAAUUAUGUGUGUUUACCUGAGGCUACAUAUUAAAAAGAAAUAAAGACAAUAAAUGGCAAAAUAGAAGAGUCUCCUGAAAAGUCUUCUGACUUUGAGCCUGCCACUGAAAUGCAAAACUCUGUCCCAAAUAAAGGCUUAGAAUGGAAGAAUAAACAAACAUUGAGAGCAGAUAAUAUGUUCACAUUAAAAUCAGUACAAGAAACAUAUGCAGAAUCACAUUGGAGUUCUGAGAACUUUGAACAGAAUAUUUCUGAAAGUGCUGCGCAGAAUUACACGUGUUUACCUGAGGCUACAUAUCAAGAAGAAACCAAAAGAAUAAAUGGAAAACUAAAGGAUUCAACUAGCCUAUCAAAAAUCUUGGAUGCAGUUCCUUCUUGUAAAAGAGCACGGGAACUUAAAAAAGAUCACUGUGAACAACUUACAACAAAACUGAAAAAAAUGAAAAAUAAAUUUUGUGUACUACAAAAGGAACUAUCAGAAGCAAAAGAAAUAAAAUCACAGUUAGAGAACCAAAAAGUUAAAUGGGAACAAGAGCUCUGCAGUGUGAGGAGAACAUCUAAUAAUACUGUGACAGGAGGUGGUACAGAUGAUCUAAAAUAA